UUGUUUGGGUUUUCGUGAUAUUCGUUACUCGGUUGCACACAGUUCUACCUUGAACCUUCCAGUGUUCCUCAAAAGACAAUAACAGUCUUAAGAAAACUCUUGUUAAAAGAGCUAAUUCUUACUAUCAGCUGUCAGCUUAUGAAUUGACGGUGGAGUUUUAUUUGCCUUAAAAAUGAGCCUGGCACCGCACAGCGGAUCGUGUCGCGCAUCACAGCAGAGCUGCUCUGUGACUGGGCUGGAUGAAACAUUCAACAUGAGCAGCAGUGCCAGUUCAGGAGAAUCCCUGCAGGAAGCAGAUUCAACAAUAAUCUCACAGAAAGCAGAUGUGAAGAAUUACAGCAUGAUGACUCCUGCAGAGAAACUAUCGCUUUGUGAGAGACGGGCUCAGUCUUUGGCUGAUAGCGAAGAGUAUGACCCCUGUAUCCAAGAGCUUGUGCGUUGCUUGGCACUGAGCAGACUGGUUUAUGGAAAUGAGCAUUUUGCAGUGGCUCAAGCUCAGUCAAGACUGGCUAAAGCUUACUUGCAAUACAAAGGUUGGGCAAAUCAGGCACAAGAACAUGCAUCCCAAGCACAUGAAGUACUGCGUUCCAGUCAGCAGGAGGAGAGAGUGAGCUGCCUCAACUGCUUCCUCACCAUACAUCAGACACUUGGAAGUGCCGCUCUACUGCUUGGAAAUUUAGCUGAGGCUGAGUCAAGCUUUCAGAAGGCAGAGAUUGUCAUGGGAGACAUUGUAGCACAGGAAGCCAUGGGGAAGGAGGACAGAGUGGACAUUGAGUAUGAAAUAUUUACAAAUUUAGCAAGAGUGUACCAACGGCAGGGAAGGCCUGAGAAGGCCCUCAGUCAAUGUGAAAGAGCCUUGGAGCUGCUUCAGGAAGGAGCUCAUCUCAGUCAGAUCUGCUGUGUUUACAGAAACAUGGCGGCUAUUGAACAGGCACAGGGACAUCUGGAUAGAGCCAUUGAACAUCUCCUACAGGCUCAUUCCAUAGCUCUUAGUCAGGGUCCUGGGGGUCUGGAGGGGGCCCAGAUCGCUCACAGCUUGGCUCUGGCCUACUCUUCCACUUCAGAGCCUCAUCACAACGAUUCAGCAGCACGCUUUUUUGAGGAGAGUAUAAGUGCAUAUAGAAGUGCACUAGGCCCACAGGACACACUCACCCUAUCUGCUCAAGAUGACUUCAGUCAUUUCCUGCUACUCACAGGACAACAGGAGAGAUGUGCUGAGAUCCAAAGAGAGUCUCUAGCCUAUAAGAAGAACACAUUUGGUGAGCUGAGUGCAGAGGUGGCAGAAGCGCUGCAGCUGAUUGGUGGAGUGGAGAUGACACAGGGUCAGAUGAGACACGCCCACAGGACCCUAAAGAAGUGUCUGGAUAUUCAGAAUAUGCUAUACGGUCCUCAGCACAAGAAAACCAAAUCCACACAAAGAACCGUGGACAUGCUGUCUCAGUCACCAGAGGUCGGUGAGAGACAAAAGGAAAGCCGUCUUGAAACAAGGCCUCCAUUCUGUGCAGUGGUAUCAUCUGCAUCUGAGGUGACAUCUAGCAUGUCUAACUCAUAACAGCAGUGACCAGCAGAUCUAUUGAAGGUGUCAUGGACCAUCAGGGAUGUUUGACCUCAUCCUAUUUCUCCAAGAGAAAUCUGUGUAUUGGAAAAAAACAAGGC
Molecule: messenger RNA, 1656 nt
Organism: Sinocyclocheilus grahami
Lineage: Eukaryota; Metazoa; Chordata; Actinopteri; Cypriniformes; Cyprinidae
Product: tetratricopeptide repeat protein 23-like
Exons: 11
Coding region: 173-1552 (459 amino acids)
Molecular function (GO): protein binding
Source: RefSeq, a predicted model, not a curated record